Messenger RNA from Ornithorhynchus anatinus (platypus), 2390 nucleotides. RefSeq names its product C-X3-C motif chemokine ligand 1 (gene CX3CL1). Gene Ontology annotation, molecular function: CCR chemokine receptor binding; chemokine activity. Gene Ontology annotation, cellular component: extracellular region. The record is from RefSeq and is a predicted model, not a curated record. The transcript has 3 exons. The coding region runs from base 162 to 1397 and encodes 411 amino acids. Lineage: Eukaryota; Metazoa; Chordata; Mammalia; Monotremata; Ornithorhynchidae. Gene Ontology annotation, biological process: immune response; cellular response to type II interferon; cellular response to tumor necrosis factor.
GCGUGCGGGGGCUGGGCAUGCAGCACAUAAACCAGCAGCCAGUGUUCUCCCAGUAGCCAAAGGUUCGCCGUUGUGGCUGAGACUUCAGUGUGGGGAAGACAGAGUACCAGAGCGGCAGCGGGCACCUCUCAGAGCAGAGAGAGCCUCUCCAGGGAAGAACGAUGCCGGUUUUUCCCUGGGAGCUGCUCAGCCUCUGGGCUGCCUGGAACCUGACCAUCCUGGGAGCAGGACAACAUUUAGGUGUGAGCAAGUGUUCCAGUGACUGUGUGGUAAUGACUAAAGAACUCAACCAGAGUGUCUUGAAGAGUUAUGAGGAGACCAAACCAUCAUGCCUCCGAAAAGCUAUCAUAUUCACCACUAAAAGGAAUAGACGCUUUUGUGCGGAUCCCAAGGAGGAAUGGGUACAGGAAGCCAUGAAGAAACUGGACAGAAAAACCACCCGUGAGAAUCCCGUGACCGAGAAAAAAGAUGGAGGGACUUUUGAAAAGUUAACAGGGGGUCAAGGGCCGACAACCCCUCAGGGGAGCGGCGCGGCUGCCCCUGUUUCCGGCUCCCCACCGGCUUCUGAAUCAGCCAAUGCUACGGCCCCCAUGAACGAGAGCCUUGAGGGGUUCAGUCCCAGGGCCACGGAGAGGCUCACCGGAAUCUCCCCCGGGCCCCUAGAGGUGUCCAGUCCAGCACCUACGGGCCCUGAUCCUGAGGUGGAAGUUUCCUCCUCAACAGCCACUGACCCUGACACUGCCUCCAGAAGCCCCUCCGUUCAUCCCCGGGGAGGUGAAAGGUCAAACACGACUGCCGAAUCCAUGCCAACUGAGACCCCGUGGGGCUUGGCUCCCCUCCCAUCCGAAGCCGGUCUCCCUCACGAGGAUAAGGCCCCUGAGUUCACUCCGGGGUCCCCUGCGGUUUCGUCCUCCCCCGGGACCUCCCCGGUUCAGUCUGAGACGGCAAGCCAUUCCACGGAGGAACAGGAAACCGGGACGAGCGAAGCCCCCAAGAGCGGGGAGGGGGAUCCCGCCACCUCUCCCACGGGCCCGUUCUCCGACUGGGGGACAGACAGAGCAGCUGCUUCUCCUUUCCCUCUGUCGAGCGCCAGUUCCAAGCCGGUGAGCGACGGCAGUCCGUCCUCCCAGGCCAAAGUUCCUCUGAGGGCCUCGGCUGAGUCCCAGGGGCUCGACAUGCCCAUCACGGCCAUCCCCGGCUCCCCGGAGGCCGCGACCAGGAGGCAGGCUUUCGGCCUUCUGGCCUUCCUGGGCUUUUUGUUUUUCUUGGGGGUCGCCAUGUUCGCCUACCAGAGCCUCCAGGGAUGCUCCCGGAAGAUGGCCGAAGAGGUGGUGGAGGGGCUGCGCUACAUGCCCAAGAGCUGUGGGAGUAACUCUUACGUCCUGGUACCUGUGUGAGCCCCUCCCAGCGUCAGACUCAGUCAGCUUUCUCACCGCCUUCCUUUCCUUCACCGGGAACGUCGUCUUCUUUUAAGAUGAUGCCAUCUCUCCCGAGCCAGGUGGCUGGACUGAACCGGAAACCCCAACCCGAGGAAGUCAUCUUGGAAGGGAGCCAACUCCGGCCCCCAGGGUGGACUGGUGCUUCUGAACUGGGCCCGAGAGAAGCGGUUCACUGGUCACUGAGCCCCUAAUUGGAGAAAAAAAAAGUCCUUCUGCCGCUGGUCGGCCAGUUCCCCUCCUGACCCCAACCCUUGCCAUCAUUUUCUUAUUAUUUAUUGAGGGCCCCCAGGUGCCUCUGACGGCUGUCAUACCACCCCCGUGCCAUUGGCUGGCUGAGUCGAGAACUCUUUCUCUAUUGUCCUUUGCUGCCUGCCCGGUUCCCACGGCGGGAGGCGUCGUCCGAGUCACUUGUACAGUUACAGUUUACCUUCGCUGGGACUUGUUUGCAUGAAGCAGGUGUGACGUCCUGGGUCAACCCCCCUCCAGCCUGCCCAAAUCCUGGAGGCUAGUUCAUUCCCUCUCAAAAAGACCGGGGCAGUGGGAAGGGGUGGGAUACCUUGUAUUUUUUUUUUUUCCUGUUAUCUUUGGUCUCAGCAAGUCCCAAAUGAAGGUUUUUGCUCCAGGAGGGUGGAGUGGUUAGGCUGUUUCUAUGAUCCCACAAGACCCCCCUGCCUCGAAUCUCCUUCCUCACUACAUCCCGCCCCCCCCCUAAACCUUCCCCUUCCUCCAAGUCUUUAGAUCAGCGAAGAAAGUUGUCCAAUGGCUUCUACUGACCUGUUGUCCUCUUGGGAAGCCCUGAGCGAAGGGAAGUGAAGGGGGGUGUGAUGCAAUAGAGCAGUAACCCCCAAAUGGCUGCUAGUGGGAUGAUCAGCCAGAGUGACUUUUUUUUUAAAUGGUAUAUGUUUAGCACUUUCUAUGUGCCAGGCACUCUACUAAGCGCUGGGGUAGAUU